AUGAGUUAUCAUUUUAUACGUAAUGCAUCCGUGCGUUCAUAUGAAUGCCGCGGCAAAGAAACUUGGUUCCAGCUUCAAGUGUUCCCAACAAACGAGCCUGUUUAUAGGAUGUACAGACGGUACGACGAUUUCCUACGACUCGAUGCACAGUUGGACAAUGCGUAUACUACAGCUAUCGUUCGAUCACAAACAACGCCCAGCGGAAUAGCGCACCUUCAGCAUCACAACCAUCACCAUAACGGUAACGGCAGCAAUAACGGUACCGUCAAUAGCCGACGACGGGUUGAUUCUUACACCGACCAAUUGUGCGAAAAGAUAUGCACUUCCUCAUCAUCAUCAUUAUCUCAUAAUGAAACCACUAUCACCAAAACUGCUGCUACUACAGCACCGACCAUAACAACUCUACCCAAUUUGAGAAGUUAUCAUUCAACCCAAGAGAUAUACUGGUUGGCAAACAAGCGAGCCAAAAGAAAAUGGCAGCAACAACACAUCGAUUGCUAUUUGUCGCGGCUGUUUACUACGAUGCCGCUCGAGGUCAGCCAGUCUUUUAUCGUGUUGCGAUUUCUCAACUACCAGCCUUAUCGGUACUAUCAUUAUACCAAGACAUUACCACCAACACCACCAACCUUACGUCGUUGCCGUCGUCGAUGGCUGUUGAAUAAUGAUGAUGAGGGUAACAGCAAUACCGAUAUAAAUGUAAUGGGUGCACCGUUGACGAAGAUGAAAACAGCAGAACCACGAUAUGGAUCCUCUUUCCUACGAAAUGACAACCCUCUUCACGACAACGACGACGACAAAGGACAAACAAUAGGAGAAGGCGGAACAGGAGGGAGCAUGACAGCAGUUUCUUCAUCUAUUGAUUUAAAAUCCCAAGCAGCAACACUUGUAGUAUCGCCACCCACCACUGUCCAUAGCUUGAACGGCAGCACGAUCCAGAUCUUUCUGUUCCUGAGCCCGCGCGUAUUUAUCACCGUCCGUAUUCAUCGUCGAUCCAUGCUCCACGAGUUACGCAGCGCCCUUGAUCGAGAAUUAACGCAGCGCAACCUGGAUCCAUUGCCUACACCUUCUGUGCUCGCAUACCAUCAUGUCAGUCGAUCGGAUCGACAAGGGGCGUUAUAUACUUUGACACUGAACUGUUCAGAACCAUGGUUGGAUCAGGAUACGCUCAUGGCAUUGACCUCUGCAAGAUAUCUGACGUUUUUCUCCAAAGCCAGCAACUUUUUACCGCCACCCUUACCUCCAUUGUCUCUGCAGCAGCAGCAACAACACAAAAACACACUCUCAUUAAACCGUCAGCAUCGGAUAAUACAACAAGGCAUAGUGUUGUUGAUUGCUACAGAUAAAGACUUGGAGGCCGCCAUGAAUGGCAAGUGGCGAAGAUUGGAUCAUGUUACUUUGACUUGUUUGGCAUGGUGA
Molecule: messenger RNA, 1416 nt
Organism: Zychaea mexicana
Lineage: Eukaryota; Fungi; Mucoromycota; Mucoromycetes; Mucorales; Lichtheimiaceae
Exons: 1
Coding region: 1-1416 (471 amino acids)
Molecular function (GO): phosphatidylinositol binding
Source: RefSeq, a predicted model, not a curated record